AUGGAUUCUUGUCCUAAAACCACUGAAAUUGAAAAAAAUAAGGUCAAUAUCGCUAUAUCUAGUAAUGAAAACAAUUAUCAAAAAAUUCCGUCCAAAGAAUUGCCAGAUGAUUUAUUUGAAGAAAGCUUAAAUCCUUGGAUAUUUUCUCUGAUUGGGAUAUUAAAUUUACAACAACUUAAGUUUGUCGACGCUGCUAUCAUUCUUAGACGACAAUGGAAUCUUGAAGGUGACUGUAAACUUAUUCCACUGGGAAGGGGUUUUUUCACAAUCAAAUUAGAUAACGCAAUAGAUCGUCAGUAUAUCGAGGAAGGAACAUGUUAUUAUGCUAAUGUCUUGGUUGAAGUAGAUUUUGCUAAAUCUAUACCAAAAAAAAUAUGGAUUGGCACAAAAUAUGGAGGUUUCUUUCAAGACAUUUCAAUUCCAGAUUUUCCAAAGUUCUAUUCAAACUGUAAAAUUUUAGCACAUUUGGUCACUGAAUGCAGAGUGGAAAAAAGCAGAAAUCAAUCCACGGGUGAAGGUCAUAAUCAUAUCACUAGCAAGACAAGUAAUACUUCUAAUCAUCAGCAAUCUCCUAAAAAUGGUAAUGCUUCUAUUCAGCAGCAAGGUCCUAAAACUCCACAUAUUCCUUUUGAUAUAUGCAAUAAUAAUGAAGAUGUUGCUAAUUGUAACAAUAAGGAGGUGGUGCAAGUGAGUACUUCUAAUUCUGUUCUAAAUCCAUUAGUGGAAGAUUCAGUAGUUUCAAAUAUAAUAACUCCUCCGAUUCAAACUACUUCUGUAGUAGUUCACUUGAAUAGUGGUAGAUUUAAUACUCUCAGCCAAAUUGAGAAUAGAGAAGAAGAUGAAGUGAGUAUUAAUGAAGAAAUUAUGGCUGACAUAGAACCUCAUAAGCUUAUUCAAAUAGCAGAUGUAACUGAGCUAAAAAAGAGUGAAUUUAAAAGUAUGGUAAUUCAUAAUGCUUCAGUUAAUCACAAAAGUAAUAUAUGGUUGUUUUGGAGUAAUUCUGUAGUAACUCCUUCAGUUGUCUCAGUAACAAGUCAAAUGAUUACAGUUGAAGUGGGUAAUGUGCUUGUAUCUGGAGUUCAUACUCAUGUUAAAGUAGUGCAGAGAAGAUUUUUGUGGUAUGAGAUGCGAUUGAUUAGUGAUUUAAACAAACCUUGGUUAAUCAUUGGUGACUUUAAUGUUGUUCUUACAAUGGAAGAAAAAGUUGGUGGCAAUUCUCCUUCAAGAAGAUCAAUGUUGGACUUCAAUGAGUGUAUAAAUGCUUGUGAACUCAUACAAGAUCCUAAAGUUGGAUUAGAUUUUUCAUGGUCAAAUUGCCAGCAUGGUAGUAAAAGAAUUUUAUGCAAUCUGGAUAGAACUUUCUUUAACUUGGGGUGGUUACAAAUGUAUGGAUAUUGGGGUUAUAAAGUGGGUAUUAGAGUGGUGUCACAUCAUUCACCCUUACUGGGAGGAUGUGCUAAUGUUCCUAAGCCAAAAAAUGUCCCUCUAAGAUUUCAGAAAAUGUGGUUGGAGCAUCCUGGUUUUAUGAAGAUUGUUGAAGAUAGUUGGGCUGAACCAAUACAAGGAGAUCCAACUUAUGUGUUUAUGCAAAAGCUUAAGAGGUUAAAAGUAAUUUUAAAGGAAUGGAAUUGGAAAAUCUUUGGUAAUAUACAAGUUAAAAUUCAAGAGGCAGAAGUUUUGGUUAAAUAG
Messenger RNA from Papaver somniferum (opium poppy), 1689 nucleotides. RefSeq lists its product as uncharacterized. Bases 1 to 1689 code for a protein of 562 amino acids. Lineage: Eukaryota; Viridiplantae; Streptophyta; Magnoliopsida; Ranunculales; Papaveraceae. The record is from RefSeq and is a predicted model, not a curated record. The transcript is spliced from 3 exons.